Aspergillus japonicus CBS 114.51 is the source of this 3777-nucleotide messenger RNA. Its product is annotated as putative checkpoint protein kinase (SldA). Gene Ontology annotation, biological process: protein phosphorylation; mitotic spindle assembly checkpoint signaling; meiotic sister chromatid cohesion, centromeric. The record is from RefSeq and is a predicted model, not a curated record. The transcript is spliced from 3 exons. The coding region runs from base 1 to 3777 and encodes 1258 amino acids. Gene Ontology annotation, molecular function: ATP binding; protein kinase activity. NCBI's taxonomy places the organism in Eukaryota, Fungi, Ascomycota, Eurotiomycetes, Eurotiales, Aspergillaceae.
AUGGCGGCCUCAAACGACUUGAUCGACUUCGAUAUCAUCGAAAACCAGAAGGAGAACAUUCAAUCGCUACCGGGGGGCCGGUCAGCUCGAGAGCUAGCCCGGAUCUUCAGUCCUCGAGAAACGACGGACAAGCUCGCCGUGCCGUCGCCAAAUGAGACCAAAAGCGUCAACGAUGCGAUCAGGCAAGAAUAUGAGGCGGAGCUGCAAGCCAUUGACGAAUCUGAUGACCCCCUCGAUGUUUACGACCGAUAUGUGAAAUGGACGCUCAACGCCUACCCCUCCGCCCAGGCUACCUCCGAAUCCGGGCUUCUUCCUCUUCUCGAACGCGCCGUGAAACACUUUCUCUCCUCGGCUCACUACAAAAACGACCCCCGCUACCUGCGGCUAUGGCUGCAAUACAUCAGACUUUUCUCCGACUCGCCACGGGAGACCUUCGCGUUCUUGGCCCGUCAUCAUAUUGGCGAGGGCCUAGCAUUAUUCUACGAGGAGUUUGCGGCCUGGCUGGAGGGUGCUGGGAGAUGGACACAGGCAGACGAGGUCUACCAUCUCGGGAUCGAGCGCGAGGCGCGGCCAGCAGAACGCCUGGCUCGCAAAUACCGCGAGUUCCAGCAUCGAUACGAACAACAGACGCAGGAUAAUGGCCCCUCGUCGCCGGCCUUGCCCGCCGUCCGCCCAGCCUUGGCGGCCAAGGUUGAUCCUUUCGCGUCGGCUGCACCCGCCUCGCCCGACCCCCAGGCCGCUGAGCGCCCGGCAACCGCCCGCAGCGCCGCCCCGAAGACGAAAUCCGGCAAACCGAAGAUGGCGAUCUUCUCCGACGCCGACGCAGCGAGCCAGCCGGCGGUCAGUGGACCGGCGCAAGGUUGGGACAGCAUCGGAUCCCUGCAGGAUCGACGCAAGGAGAAUAAGGUGGAAGCGAAGCCUUGGGCGGGAGAAACCUUGAAGGCCGGAAAGAAGCCCGUGCCGAAGGAGAAGAUGACGAUCUUCCGGGAUGAGAUAUUUACGAUCGCAGGACUAAUUGGUGGCAUGAACCCGGGUUGGUUUACGAUUAAUGUAUUUCAGUCAAAAUCCAAAAUCCAAGUCAAACAAGAUAUUCCAGAUGUCGUGCCAGAGCACCGCGUAAGGGAAGCGAUCAAUCCACGUACCGGACGCCGCGAACGCGUUUUCGUCAACCUCGAUGCUGUAUACCCUGACUAUAAGAAUCCGAACUAUGAAGUUAGCUUCGAGGAGCUCAGAGCCAUGAGGCGGGGGUGGCUGAAGAAGGACUGGCGGGUGCCUAAGGUGCCUCUCAGGGAGAUUCCCGGCAAUGCUAAUGCCGAAAUGCCCUCCGAGAAUCCGCUUGAACAUGGCAUAGAGAACGAACUACCGGAUCAGUUCAGGCAGAAACUGACCGUGAAGGACAGAGAGGCUCAUGCGCAGGGACACAGUGAGGCAAAUGCUGCCCAGGAAAACAAGACCAAGGCACGAAAAAUGAAAAUGCGCGAGGUCAAGCAAGAAACCCAGACAAUCAAAAUGAAAUUCGAUUCUCCCACUGGAGGCAGCAAGAUUCGUCGGAAAAGCACUGCUGAACCCACGAUGACUAUACACACACGAGCUGCAACAGACGAGAUUUAUAGUAUAUUCAACCAACCACUGAAGGCGGAGACAGAUCAAGCGGCCGAGAGUGAUUUCGAUGAUGAUGACUACACAAGCGCUGGGGAGAGCACUGUGACGGGACAUAUUUCAGCUGCAUCCAGCGAUUUCGGCGAUGAUGAGACGACGACCUUUCACAAAUCAUUCGACGACGACGGGUUCGAGGAUAACACACGGGCGGAAAGUGUUAUUGAUGGCGAAUGGACACAGUUUUCUGCUUGCGACGUCCCCGACACACACACAUCUCAUUCACUCCUUGACGAACACCCCGCCUAUGACAAUCGAGAGAACGAGAUUUUUGACGACAAUUCCGGUAUCGAGCAACCUGAGAGACAGCGAUUUGUCCCGGAGAUGCCCGAAGAUUAUGUCGCUCCCUACGGCACCUACCGGGAUCCUGCGAUGGUAGCUCAGAACCGCUUGCCAUUCAUGACGCCGAUCGUUGAGCAGACGGAGUACUCGAUUUCAAUGACAGCAGCGAGGGCCCAGAUGUAUAACGCAAAGACACCCUCCAAACCGCAAAUGGGAAACCUCUUGUCAAGUCCGCUACUUGCGACUACUACCCCUCACCACGAGGACCACUUCGCCGAUAUCCCCGAGGAUGUGACCAUCUGUCCAAAUGUGGAUGAAGUGCGAUCUAGCAUGCGACUCACGCCUCUGAGUGAGAGCAGUCGACAGGAGCCGGUUAUCAAGCAACUGCAAUGCAGUCCCACGAAUAAAGACAUCCGUAACACCAUUCUUUAUUCCUUGCAGCCGCCUUUGGCCUCCUACGCCGGCUAUCACAACCACCCGCAAAUGAUGACCCAUUACGGCGCCGAAGUCCAAAGAUUCUUCAAAGCGACUAGCAAGCGUGGGAAGAGCGGGGACGAGGCGGCUUUUGACCUGCCCAUCCUUGAAUUACCAGGUGCUGACAGAAGCUAUAUCAUCCGACGAGAACUUGGUGCCGGAGCUUAUGCCCCCGUCUACUUCGCCGAGAGCAUUGAAGGCCUACCGUCUGACUCGGAGAUCGAAUCGACAGGUACCUCCAGCCGAGAUUCCCACAGCAGAACCGUCUCAAGCUACAACGCCCCGCGCCAUGGAUUCGAAGCCAUCAAAUUGGAGGUUGGCCCACCGAGUGAGUGGGAGUUCUAUAUGAUCCGCAUGGCGCACGACCGCUUGACCCGGAACCCUGAGCUCUCUCGCGCCACCGACAGUAUAAUUCGAGCUCAUGAGCUUCAUGUCUACCGCAACGAGAGUAUCUUGGUGGAAGAUUACCGCGGUCAGGGCACGAUUUUGGACCUGGUCAACCUCAUUCGCAGCGAACCAAUCUCGCCCACUACCAACAGCGAGGGUGGAAUGGACGAGGUGCUUGCCAUGUUCUUCACGGUCGAGCUAUUCCGCACCGUCGAAGCCCUGCACGCCAGCGGGAUCAUCCACGGCGACAUCAAAGCCGACAACUGUCUCGUGCGUCUCGACGACAAGGCCGCCCUGCCUCCUUCGCUGAUCGACCUGGACACCGACUACGCCGACCCGCGCGAAGUGCACUAUUCCCCGCGGGGCCACCACGGCUGGUGCAACAAGGGCCUCUCCCUGAUCGACUUCGGCCGCGGCAUCGACAUGCACGCCUUCCCCGCGUCCGUCCAAUUCCUCGCCGACUGGGAGAUCAAAAGCCACGAGUGCAACGAGAUCCGCGAAUCGCGGCCCUGGACCCACCAGAUCGACCUCUACGGCCUGGCCGGCACCAUCCACGUCAUGCUGUUCGGCAAGUACAUCGAGUCGAUGCCCGUCCGCCGCAGCGAGGGUUUUUCGUCCGGUGGAGACUCGGACCGGCCCGAUCCUUCCUCGGCCACCACCACCCGCACCUACCGCAUCCGCGAAUCCCUGAAGCGAUACUGGGAACGCGACAUCUGGUCCGACGUCUUUGACCUCCUGCUCAACCCCGGCGCCGAACACUGGGCCCAGGUCGAACGCGAGAACCGGAAUCCUGCUGCCGCGUGCGUCUCGGACGACGGUGCUGCACCUAUUCUCCCCGUGACCAAGUCGAUGGAACUCGUGCGUGCGCGCAUGGAGGCCUGGCUUCUGGCGAACGCGGAGAAAAAGGGCCUCGGCUUGCAGCUCCGCAAAUUGGAGGCGAUAUUCGCCGAGAGAAAGAAGAGAUUGGAGAAGGUCUAG